UUAACAAGUUAAAGAUGAUAACGAUCAUGACAUGCAGUUUAAUUGGUCCAGAAACCAGUUUCGAGACUUUGAUAAGCUCAAGGAUAACCCAUAACGACAGUAUGGCCAGUCUUUCAACAACACACAGACCUACGUCAUCACUGUCAUAUUAUAUCAAUGACUGGCGCACGAGGGACCAGAGCUACCCUGAGAUAUACAGAAAGUCAACACUCGGGUUACUGGCUGCAAACUUUUCUGUGCCACCUGUUAUAAAGACUCGGAUAAACACAUUGGAAUAUCGGCGCAAGCUGUUAAGACAUUGGUAGCUUAAGGAGUGCUCCUAGAUUUCCCAUCAAACUUCCAUCUUUCGGACCGACGUCAAAGCGUAUUGGAGAAACUGUAGGCGGCGGCACAAGCAAAGCCUGGAGCUGCAGGACCACACAGACGAUGGGGCGGGCCACCCACGUUGCAAACGACGACCGCACACGACGAUACUUCGCCACCCAGCCAGGCUAGAGUGCAAGGGAGUCAUAGAAACCGCUUGAAGCGUCGUGCCUGACUCUCCCGUGAUCUUGAUGUGGCUGCGAUUCCUUGAUCAGUGGCUGGUGCAGAGUAUUUCUGUAAAACUCUCCCCUUCCUUGGCAGAAGGAAACAAAGGGUCAUGCCGAGAAGCAUGGCUGUGGUUUGUGGAAGCAAGCCGUUCUGAACUUGAAAUCACGAUGGUAAACAUGGCAAAGAAGUAGCAUCGACUGGAAGACACAAAGGAAAUCAUAAAACAAGAAGAGGAACGAGCUGUCAUCACAUAAACUUCAGUUGAUUAUUUAACUCAGGCUCUAAAGGAGAAGUAUUUAAAAGGUCUGGAAAUGGACGAACAGCUGCUGACAGGACGUUUCAGCGUAGAGUUGCGUCCAACAACUCGAGGGCAAAGUGCUCCUUGUAGCAGAAACACAGCUAAAGCCACGCCUGUUCAGGAGCCUGACUCUGAGGGAGAAACAUCCCCAAGGCCGAGGUCCGUCAGUCGCACCAGCUCCCGAGCUGACAAAUGCUUGCGCCGGACCAAAUCUUCCUUCGACGUCGAGCUGUUCCGCAGCCGCUUGCGACUUCACAAGACCCUCUCACGCAGCAAGUUUCAAGUCAAGCUCUUUGACUUCGGUACCACACCCAUUCGCCUGCCAUCUUUUCCGCCUGAUGUAGCAAGAGAAGAUGAUAGUUUUAACACUAAAGUAGCGAUGAAAAAGCCUACUAUUCAAACACCUACCUCUUUGAGUGAUGAACCAGACGAAUUGGGAGGCAGAGGCAGUAUAGCCCCAGAAGAGCGUGACAUUACGGCCUCUGUGAAGUCUAAUGUGGCGUCGAAGAAAGUGGCGGCAGGAAAGUAUAAGAAAGCAAAAGAAAAGCGAGGGCUGAAAGAUACAAUUUCGAGAAAGCACGACAAGGAUUUUACUGAAGAUUUUCAGGGUGAUUUGGACAUACUCUACGAGCCAAUAUUCCUCAGUACAUAUGUUAACCUUAACUUACCCACUUCCGCCGUGACUAGACAGAUAAAAAAGAUUAAUCUCGGGAAGGACAGACAGGACAGCGCUAUUGUUCGAUAUCCUCCAAGGACAACGCAAGCCAGCUACAGAAGUCAGUCCAUGAAGAAAAAAAGUGCAAGAUGUUGGACGACAAUGCAUUCGGUGAAGAGGUCUCCUACUCCUGAAUCUAGCAGUAGCAGCGAAGGGGUUGAAGAGUACAUGUGCUACGCUAGCGAAAACCGUGCUCGAAGCACUCCAUGCUAUGAGGAAACUUGCUCCAGUAGCGGGGAUCUGACCAGACAACCUAGACGACACCGUGAAAAGAAAAUUUGCUUCGUCGACGACAAUCAGUACGAUUCAGAUUUUGAGCCAGAAGUGGAAGAGCGUGCUGAUCUUAUCUUGAAAGAAAGAGCAGAGUCGAUGACACAACAAAAUACAGAUUUCGGUCACGUGACAUAUGAGCAGACAUGCAUGAAGCUGGGCAUCCCGCCUCGUCUGAAGAUCAUUCACCAACUGUUUCUGACACGCAUGCAGCUGAACCAUUGCGGAUUAAACGCCGCUGAGGCCAAAGCUCUGGGUCUUGCACUACAGCACAACUCUCGCCUGGAGGAAGUAGACUUGUCCUGUAACGGAAUGACCGGUGACAGCAUCGCCUAUAUCGCUGACAGCCUUCAGCGAAAUAUAUACGUCAUAAAACUGAACUUCAGCUGCAAUAUUGUGGACGAGAAAGGAGCACGAUCUCUGGGAGAUUUACUGUCAGCAAAUAACUGGCUUAGUCACAUCAAUCUGUCAGAUUGCAGUAUCGGAGAUUUUGAAAUAGGAUUUAUACUGAACGGACUACAAGUAAACACCUCUGUCAUCUGUAUGAAUCUCAGCAAGAACAAGAUAGAUAUUAGAGGAGGCAGACAGCUGGGCACCGCUAUUGGUAUCAACAACACAGUGAUGUGUUUAAAUCUCAGCUGGAACAUGAUCCGAGGAGGGGGUGGAGUGGCCUUGUGUAACAGUCUUUCCCGUAACAGCAGCAUUGCUGAACUGAACCUAGCUUGGAACGGACUGGCCUGGGAAGGAAGUCUGUCUCUCAGCGAGGCACUUCGAAGCAAUCGUACUUUGAAGAAGCUGGAUAUCUCUAACAACCGUGUCAACUGGGAUUGUAUCCCUUAUCUGGCUCGAGCCUUGAGUGUGAACAGGACUUUAGAGGUGCUAGAGAUCGGCCACAAUCCAGUGUCGAUGGAUGGAUGUAUGAAACUAUUGGAAGCUCUCGACAGACCUUCAUCACGUAUCACCUUUCUGAGCCUUGCGGAGAUACCUAUCGACGCUAAAACUGCGUUCAAGGCAGCAGAAAUAGCAAAGAGGCGAAAGUUUACCAUGGAGCAUGGUGGUGUCAUUACCACACGAGACAUCUUCGGCGUUCAGAGAACCAAGAGAGAGGAUCCAGUCUCAUUGCUAAUCAGGUACCUAAGCACGAUGGGCAUUCGUGUCGUUGAUCUGUUCCGAGUGUUUGAUACCGACAGUCGACUGUGCGUGUCCGAAGCAAACUUUAUUAGAGGUCUAAAGAGAGUUCGAGUGCCUCUGGACAGCGACGACAUGAUGCGAGUAGCGAGAAGAAUGCAGUCCAACAAGAAUGGCGAAAUCAGCUACCAAGAACUUGCGGCGAGUGUUCGAAGUCACAUCCGUGAAGAGCGAAGGGAGGACUUGCGUCAGCAGCGGCUGGAAAACAAAAAGCGAGAGAAACGCCGCCGCAUUCUACAGUCCGACCUCCCCCUCUACGCCCCUUCAUCCUUGACCUACUUCCCAGCACUGUACAAUAUGUACUCGACAUCCAAGAUUACCUCCAGCCGAGCCGGAGCCUCGUCGCUCUCUCCCUCGCUGUCAAGGCUCAGCACAAGAGACUCGAGUAGAAACUUGCCCAAGUCGCCUUCCCACAGGUUCUUGCCCCACAUCAGCUCACCGGCUGUCAAGCUUACAACCCCAGACAAUUCAGCCGGUGAGGAAGUGGGCGAUCGGAAAACUCUGGCCAGCGGUCUUCGAAGUUCAGGGGUCGGCGAACCAGGUAGUACGUACCUGCAGGUCGUGCGGGAGAGUUCUGCACGCGGUUUGACACGAAACGUUUCUAGAGGUUCUUUGCAGGAAGGCACCAGGUACACAGAGCCUCGGAGGAUGUAGACAUGACGUAUGGCAGUCACGUGGGAUGGCGUGCUUGACUAAUUGUAUAACUCCACAAUCAAUCUCAUCACAAGCAUGCGAUGAGGUGUUCCCAAUGCAUCACUGUGAUGAUCCAUUUAACAUUUGUAACCUUUUCCAUUUCCACUUUUAUCACGUCGCACAAAGAAGCAAGGGUUACAUCUGUUAUUAUUUGUGGAAGUCUUUUCUGCAAAUGUCCAAUAAAUCACUAGUGAAAUCGUCCACAUAAUGUUUCCCUAAAUUUUCUUAUGUAAUUCUAGGUGGUCCUUCUGAUGAAUAUUGAUCUCUCUCUCUCUCUUUCCAUAUCCGUCACCUACCCAUUGUUGAAUCCUUUAAAUGUGAACUGAAAACGCACCUCUUCUAUAAACAUUACUCCUAACAAACUUUCCCAUAAUUCUAGUCCU
Pomacea canaliculata is the source of this 4078-nucleotide messenger RNA. RefSeq lists its product as uncharacterized. Gene Ontology annotation, molecular function: calcium ion binding; protein binding. NCBI's taxonomy places the organism in Eukaryota, Metazoa, Mollusca, Gastropoda, Architaenioglossa, Ampullariidae. The transcript is spliced from 18 exons. The record is from RefSeq and is a predicted model, not a curated record. Bases 843 to 3656 code for a protein of 937 amino acids.